Ylistrum balloti is the source of this 684-nucleotide messenger RNA. RefSeq lists its product as uncharacterized. The coding region runs from base 1 to 684 and encodes 227 amino acids. Gene Ontology annotation, molecular function: chitin binding. Gene Ontology annotation, cellular component: extracellular region. NCBI's taxonomy places the organism in Eukaryota, Metazoa, Mollusca, Bivalvia, Pectinida, Pectinidae. The transcript has 3 exons. The record is from RefSeq and is a predicted model, not a curated record.
AUGGAGAAGUUGAUUGUUUUGGUGGUCGGAGCGUUUGUUCUGUCAGAAUCUCGCGAGAUUUGUGACGGGAAUGUUGGUGUUCGAUGGAUAGGGGAUCCUAAAGACUGUUCUGUGUUCUACAUGUGUGUGGGGACCGUGAUGUCACAGUUCCGCUGUCCUAAGGGUAACGUUGUAGACGUCAGCAGUAAACGAUGUGUUAAGGAGGGAUCCAUCCAAGACAGGUGUACAAAUGCUACACACGAACUGGACACCUGUCAAGGCGGUCAAACUUACCUGUCUGUGGCGACAUCCUGCGCCAAGUACAUAGACUGUCCAGCCUCCCGUAGGACCGGGAUCAUCGUGGAGAAGGAGUGUUCCUACCCCCAGUUAUAUGACGAAGGAAUGGGAAGGUGUAGACAACCAGAUAAGGUCACGUGUGGGGACAGAAUGGAGCCCAAGGAACCGUGUGACUAUGAUGCCAACAAGUGUAAGACAGCUCACUGUAUCCCCUGUCAUCUGCGCAUGCCCAGUUGUGACGGAUAUCCGGAUGGGCCAAACGUGUGGUCCGGAAGAGAAAGGUCGCCAUAUUACGUUGUCUGCAAAAACGAUCGUGUUGUCCUGCAGACAAGAUGUUCCGGAGCAAAACCUCAACUAUUUGAUCCUGUUCUAAAGAAAUGUGUAUAUUUCAGUCCUAUUAUUGUGUAA